AGGUCUUGUUUUGAUGGGUAAUGCGCAUGCGCAGUGUGACUGAAGCUGCGGUCCUGCAUUGCGAUUGGCUCAAUUUCAGCGAGGGCAGACCAGACUCUACUGCGCAUGCGUAAUACCACCGCAGCUAUGACGCGUGUUUAAGCCUCCUUCAAUAGGCCUUGGUGGACGGAGGUUUGGGUUAGCUUGUAGCGUUAGCUAGUUAGCUUCUGUGUAGUCCGUCUAAUCUCUAAGCUAACCGGCUACAGGACGAUGCUAACGGCUAGUUAGCUGGUUAACGAGGAGGGCGGAGCAUCCCAGCGGUCAUGAUGGAGGACACAGAGCCGGAUCUUUCCCCCGCCCCCUCUGAUCAGAACAGCCCCUGCGCCUCCAUCCCCUCCUCCCCCUCCCUCUCCCUCCCCUCCACCCCCUCGUCCUCCGGCGGCGCCCCCCAGGCCGUCACGCCCCCUCUGGGUGUGAUCAGUGAGGUCGUGGGCGAGCUCAGCCUGGUGAUCGAUGCUGAGGUGGCCGACCGGGCGUGUCAGGAGGUGCUGCAGAAGGUGAAGCUGAAUCAGGUGGACGGUGACGUCACCGACCUGCAUAACGGGACGGGGCCAGACCCGGAGCCCCCCGCAUCCCCUGCCGCCGCUCUGAGCGUCGCUGUGAAACCGUUGAAGAUCCGCGAGGAGGUGGCGGACGACCCUGAGGGCCCAGCACCCGGCUCGGUAAAGAGCGCCCGACGGCGGCAGAGACACAAUCCCUCCAAACAGUCGUGGCUGCUGCGCCUGUUCGAGUCCAAGCUGUUCGACGUUUCCAUGGCGAUCUCCUACCUGCACAACUCGAAGGAGCCCGGCGUCCAGGCGUACAUCGGGAAUCGGCUCUUCAGCUUCCCCCACGAGGAGGUGGACUUCUACCUGCCGCAGCUGCUCAACAUGUACAUCCACAUGGACGAGGACGUUGGGGACGCCAUCAAGCCAUAUGUGGUGUACCGCUGCAGACAGAGCAUCUCCUUCAGCCUGCAGUGUGCCUGGCUGCUGGGAGCCUACUCCUCUGACAUGCACAUCUCCACCCAGCGUCACUCUCGAGGGACCAAAUUGAGGAAAAUCAUCCUGUCUGACGAACUCAAACCCGCGGGGCCUCGAGCUCGCAGAGACCCUCUGACUCUGACGCCGUUCUGUCCCUUGGCGUCCCCCGCCGCCGGCCCCGGGACCCUUGGAGGAGAGCACGGCCUGUCGCCUUCCAAACGCACACAUCAGCGCUCCAAGUCCGACGCUACAGUCAGCAUCAGUCUGAGCAGCAACCUGAAGAGGACGGCCAGCAACCCGAAGGUGGAGAGCAGCCAGGACGAGGACAGCAGCUCCAGCUCAGACAGUCUGGAGUUUAAGACUGGUCCCCCGGUGCGUCUGGCUCCUCAGAGGGAGUUCAUAAAGUCUCUGAUGGGUAUCGGUAAGCGUCUGGCCACGCUGCCCACCAAAGAGCAGAAGACUCAGCGGCUGAUCUCAGAGCUGUCGCUGCUCAACCACAAGCUGCCGGCUCGAGUCUGGCUGCCCACCGCCGCCUUCGACCACCACGUGGUCCGAGUGCCGCACACACAGGCCGUCGUCUUAAACUCCAAAGACAAGGCUCCGUACCUGAUCUAUGUGGAGGUUCUGGAGUGUGAGAACUUUGAGACGUCAAGCGUCCCUAUCCGGAUCCCGGAGAACCGGAUCAGGAGCACUCGUUCCGUGGAGAACCUGCCGGACUGCGGCAUGACAGCGGAUCAGAGAGCCGGCAGCUUCUCCACGGUGCCCAACUACGACAACGAUGACGAGGCGUGGUCGGUGGACGACAUCGGAGAGCUGCAAGUGGAGCUCCCAGAGAUCCACACCAACAGCUGUGAUAACAUCAGUCAGUUCUCAGUGGACAGUAUCACAAGUCUGGAGAGCAAAGAGCCAGUGUUCAUCGCUGCUGGAGACAUCAGGCGGCGCCUGUCGGAGCAGUUGGCUCAGGCCCCGACCACGUUUAAACGAGACCCUGAGGACCCGUCAGCUGUGGCCCUGAAGGAGCCCUGGGAGGAAAAGGUCCGGAGGAUCAGAGAAGGAUCUCCUUACGGUCACCUCCCUCACUGGAGGCUUCUGUCUGUUAUUGUGAAAUGUGGAGACGACCUGAGACAGGAGCUGCUCGCUUCCCAGGUGCUGCAGCAGCUCAAGUCUAUCUGGGAGCAGGAGCGCAACCCCCUCUGGAUAAAGCCCUAUAAGAUCCUGGUGUUGUCGUCGGACAGCGGGAUGAUUGAGCCCGUGAUGAACGCCGUAUCCCUCCACCAGGUGAAGAAACAGAGCCAGCUGUCUCUGCUGGACUACUUCCUGCAGGAACACGGCGCUCCAACCACCGAGGCCUUCCUGUCCGCUCAGAGGAACUUCGUCCAGAGCUGCGCCGGAUACAGCCUCAUCUGUUACCUGCUGCAGGUCAAAGACAGGCACAAUGGAAACAUCCUAUUGGACGCUGAAGGUCACAUCAUCCACAUCGACUUCGGCUUCAUCCUGUCCAGCUCCCCCAAAAACCUCGGCUUCGAAACGUCCGCCUUCAAACUCACCACAGAGUUUGUAGAUGUGAUGGGCGGUUCAGACGGCGACAUGUUUAACUACUACAAGAUGUUGAUGCUGCAGGGUCUGAUAGGAGCCAGGAAACACAUGGACAGGGUGCUGCAGGUAGUGGAGAUCAUGCAGCAAGGCACCCAGCUUCCCUGCUUCCACGGCUCCAGCACCCUGAGGGGUCUGAAGGAACGUUUCCACAUGAGUCUGACGGAGGAGCAGCUGCAGCUGCUGGUGGACCAGCUGGUGGACGGAUCCAUGAGGUCGCUGACUACCAAGCUGUACGACGGCUUCCAGUACCUCACCAACGGGAUCAUGUGACCCCCCCCUCUGUGUGUGUGUGUGUCUGUGUGUGUGCGUGUGUGUGCGUGCGUGGGUGUGUGUGGGUGUGUGUGUGAGCUGCCAUGAACAAAUGCACAGACUGUCUUCAGACUGAUGAUCCUCCUGUUUUAUAUCUGGACCGCAGAGACGAUGAGCCUCCCUCUGUUAGUCCUCCUCCUCCUCCUCCUUUUCUUCUUUUAUUCUCUUAUUCCAGCUUCUUUUUCUUCUUCUUCGCUCUUGAAUCUUUUUGUCUUUUCUUUGGAAGAAUUCUGUUUCUUGUUUGUCUUGUUUGGUUUCUUCUUCUCUCCUAUUUUCCAUAUUUGGGCAGACGCCCCUGAUUGGCUGCUCAGCCGGACUCUUAGCCAAUCAGAGAGCAGCCCGGUUUUUAGUUUGAACUGUGAACGCUCAGCAGGUGGACAGUUUUUACAGGUAGAAAGAGCCUGUUACCGUGGGAACUGAAGCUGAUGGAGGAUAGGUGGACCAUGGCGGUGUUUUAACUAACUGUAGAUCACUGAUCCCAGACCAGUUUGUCCUCUGACCCAUUAAAACAAACCAGUUUCAUGACUGAUCAUCAA
Messenger RNA from Sebastes umbrosus (honeycomb rockfish), 3442 nucleotides. RefSeq names its product phosphatidylinositol 4-kinase, catalytic, beta (gene pi4kb). The record is from RefSeq and is a predicted model, not a curated record. Gene Ontology annotation, molecular function: 1-phosphatidylinositol 4-kinase activity. Lineage: Eukaryota; Metazoa; Chordata; Actinopteri; Perciformes; Sebastidae. Bases 303 to 2867 code for a protein of 854 amino acids. Gene Ontology annotation, biological process: phosphatidylinositol phosphate biosynthetic process; phosphatidylinositol-mediated signaling. Gene Ontology annotation, cellular component: membrane; cytoplasm. The transcript is spliced from 13 exons.